AUGCUUAUCCAAAUAGGACGAUUUAUUACUAUUGUUCAGCGAACACAGAUCUAUGUUUCAGCCCUUCAGUUAUUUCUCACUCCUCUUGGUCCCGAUGGCGUACGAAUUCUUCCCUUCUUCUAUCUGAGUAUGUACAAUGCUCCGGCACUUGUAUCGGCUACAUUGAACCUUUGUGGAUUUUUGACUAUCAUGUUCGUCUUUCAAGAAAUCUAUCUCGAUAACAAGACUACUGCGGAAAGUGGCAGCAGCGAUGAUUCCAAGCCGAGUAUGAUUGCAGCAUCCAUAUGUGUAUUGACUCGAUUCAUUCAGAUAUUUUCCACGAAUACUCUCGAAACGAUAGGAUCUGCCUUUUCAAUGCUCAUGUUUUCUUUCAAUAAAGAAGAAUCGGUUACUGCCAAUGCAUCUGCUCACCUUGCUGCUGGCAUUAUUGGCGCUAUACUGUACUUCUUGUUCAUAUUUUUCGAUUUGACGAAAUUGUAAGU
This is a messenger RNA of Cylicostephanus goldi, 482 nucleotides long. NCBI's taxonomy places the organism in Eukaryota, Metazoa, Nematoda, Chromadorea, Rhabditida, Strongylidae. The record is from the annotation of a GenBank genome assembly.